CAAACGACUAGCACAUUUAAUCCAUAACGCUAUUUUUGUCUUUCCGUCCCCAAAUUUAAGACCUCCUGAAAUUAUAAUUAAGACUUUUCUUAUACUUAUUAAAUACUUUUUAUGACUUUAAAAGUGCGUUGUUAUUUAAAAGAACACUUAUUUAUUAAAAAAAAAAAAAAAACGUACAUAAAUUCCGGACCUUUGACUGGAUGGGGUGGGUCGUUCGAACCACCCGAACCCCCCCCCAAAACAGCGAGACAAAUGUCAGCGAAUAUCCGCCCCGCCCGUUUUGGCAUUCACUGCUGCCUUUCUAUCUGCACAUUUCUGUGAUUCUUACUGAAAUCACGGCAUGCAAUUCUCGCGAGAAAUGCCUGUCUGAAACGGUUCCUUUAAGAUUCAAGCUCACAGUAACAGCAUCAUGUCUGCACCAUCAUCUGUUCUCGCCCUGCAUUCAAAAACACACAAAGACACAAUCCUGCAUAAGUUUGACAAGCUCAGAAGAAGGGAACUGCUCUGUGACAUAACCCUCAUCGUAGAAGAUGUGCAUUUCAAAGCACACAAGGCUCUUUUAGCAGCGAGCAGUGAAUAUUUCUCAUUUAUGUUCACCGCUGAAGAUCAGGUAAGCCAGUCGGUGUACAAGCUGGAUGGCAUGGCUGCGAAAACCUUCUCGGCCGUGCUUGAAUUCAUCUACAGCGCAAAUGUGUCUGUGGACCAGAGCAGCUCUGAGCAGCUGCUUGACAUGGCGCGCUUUCUGGACAUCCGAGACUUGCUCAAAGCCCACGAGGACCUUCAAAAAGACACUUCAAAGGCUGAAAAUGUGACGUCCGCCGAGGGAGAUAGUGUCGAUGAGUGCAUGCAGACAAAACGUAAAAGAGGGAGGCCCAAAAAGAGCAUUCACACUCAGGAUUCAAGCCAAAAAGAGAAUCCAGAAAGCGAUUUACCAGCAGAAACUACCUCUGAGCCCUCAGAACCUCUCUUAGAUCCCACUUCCCCAUCAAGAGAUGUCAGCGACAGCGACUAUAACCCCAGAGAGGACAGACCCCGGCACAGCAAACGCAAAAUAAAGCAGCCUGUCAAGCUGAAGGGAUACAGGUUAGGAGAUGAAGUCACGGAGCACAAGGAGCCCGGGAAGAGAGGGCGGAAGAGGAAGUACCCAGACACAGAGGCCAGGUGUGAGCAGUGUGGGAAGGUUUUUAAAAACCACCUGUUUCUGAAGAUACAUCAGCGUACUCAUACAGGUGAAAAACCAUUCAGAUGCAGUGUUUGUGGGAAGGGUUUCACCCAGAAACACACUCUUUUGGUUCAUCAGCGCAUGCACACAGGAGAAAAGCCCUUCAUCUGCACCAUUUGCUCCAAAGCUCUGUCCACAAAACACUCACUAGUGGAGCACAUGAACCUACACGCAGAGAAAAAAUCCUUCAGUUGUGACCAGUGUGGGAAAAGCUUCAGUCAGAAGCGGCAGCUGAAAAGCCAUUACCGCAUUCACACAGGAAAAGCGUUACCUGAGUGUGCACAGUGCCAUCAUAAAUUUAUGGAUGCAGCUCAACUGAAGAAGCACCUGAGAACUCAUACAGGUGAAAAGCCGUUCACGUGUGAGAUCUGUGGGAAGGGUUUCACAGCCAAGAGCACACUGCAGACACACAUCAGGAUACACAGAGGAGAGAAGCCAUACGUCUGCAACAUCUGCGAUAAGACCUUCUCCGACCAGAGUGCCAGAAGGCGUCACGUAGCAUCCCACACGGGUAAAAAACCAUUCACGUGUUACAUCUGUAACCUGUCGUUUGCCCGAAUGGACAAUCUUAAAGCUCACACUAAGACUCACAACAAAGAGCGUCAACAAGGAGAAGCUGAGACCACAGGCCCUGCACCGGUGGAGGCCACAUCAGCGCCUGAAGAAAUGCACAGCAUCCUCCAACUCCAGCCGUACCAACUUCCCACACACCCCGAGCAGGAGAUCCAGCUGGUGGUGACCGGCGAGGUGGACAACAUCAACCUGGGCCAGGAUCAAAGCAUCAGCAUCAUCACCGCAGAAGAUACUUCUGUGGAACAAGGUCUCACGCUUCUCACCCAACCUUCCGGUCACGUGCAAAACCUGGCGCUGGUCACGCCCGACGGGUUAGACGCCAGUACUCAAAUCCAAACCAUCAGUGUUUUAGGAAGUCAGGUGAGCGGCGGACAGCCGGAGCAAAUGCACGUCAUCACACUGACCAAAGAAGCCAUGGAGCAAUUGCAGGUUCAUCACGGAGGUCCACAGCAGCUGCAGGUGAUCCACCAACUGUCUGAGAGCUCUGCUGAAAACCCCAGCCGGACGAAUCCAGCGGGAGGCAUUCACAUCAGCAGCCAGAGCGGGCAGCCCAUUUCUAUCAGCCAGACCAGCGAGCAGAUCCCAAGCGAUCAGAUUCAAGGCCAAACCUUCCAGAUCCAGGCUGGAACGGUCUCGUACCUCUACACCACCAGCAUGACCCCGCAAAACUGAACUGACACUCUGUUUGAAUCCAUCAGGACGUCAGGACUUGUUUAUAAUGCUGAUGCUUGUUCUCUGUUGUAAAUAGUUGUAUUUUAUUAUAGUAAAGCGCUGAUUUCAUUGAAAACAAGCAGAAGUUUUUUUUUUUUAAUAUCGACUUCAAUAUGACUUCUUCAUAAAGCAGAGCCCUACUUAAUUCGUUUUUGUGCUUGUUAAAAUUCAAAUUUAUAACAAAAGAGAACAAAGCAUUAGUAACGAGUUACUGUUUGUAAAAAAGAACAGUGCUGAUGCUUAUUCUCUUUUGUUGUGAAUGGGUAUAUUUUAAUUAGUCACACUGACUAAUUCAGAACAAGCAGAAUAUUUUUUGUUUUUUAAAUGACUUUAAAUGGAUCAUGAAACAGGCAUUCUUCGUUUUUGUACUUGUUUAAAAGUCUAAAAUCAAUAAACGGUUCACAUACAGUACAUGCAACUCCAAGUUAUUUGUUCAUUUAUGUAAAAUUGAAUCAUUGGCAUAAGUUUGUUCAACCUGUGCUCAUUGCCAUAAAACUUUGUAAUG
Molecule: messenger RNA, 3011 nt
Organism: Labeo rohita (rohu)
Lineage: Eukaryota; Metazoa; Chordata; Actinopteri; Cypriniformes; Cyprinidae
Gene: zbtb24
Product: zinc finger and BTB domain containing 24
Exons: 6
Coding region: 410-2467 (685 amino acids)
Biological process (GO): regulation of transcription by RNA polymerase II
Cellular component (GO): nucleus
Molecular function (GO): DNA-binding transcription factor activity, RNA polymerase II-specific; protein binding; RNA polymerase II cis-regulatory region sequence-specific DNA binding
Source: RefSeq, a predicted model, not a curated record